UUACCUUCUCUAACCGGCAGGGGGCAACAUUACCCAGUAGAAAAAGAGUUGGAACCAACAGCAGCAGCAUCACCAUCUGCACAGGAUCAUCUGCUCUUCUGACAGUCGGCGCUCGGCAGGCUUCCUCUUCAUGAUUUUCACGGCUGCCAGCUUCAACUGUACAAAACACAAGUACAUGACUGAGAACUCUGCAUCUCAUGAUGGACAAGAAAAGUGCCAAUGGCUUUCAGACCAAGGCCAGUGAGGGCGGUGUUCAGAGGAAGCAAUUACCCUAUUCAGUGGAGACACCCUAUGGCUUCCACCUGGAUCUUGACUUCCUCAAAUAUGUCGAUGAYAUCGAAAAAGGGAAUACAAUCAAAAGGGUCCACAUCCAGCGCAGGGUAAAGGGCCCAGCCAAAUUCAGCACUCUGCCAAGAAAUUUCAGUCUCCCUGGCCAUGGUGUCAGGGCACCCCUUAGGGAAAUGGACAGCACAUGGUCUGGGACAUCCACCUUAGGGCCAAAGCCUAAAUCACGUGUGAUGGAGGUCCAGCAAAUCUUUGACUUCCGGGCAAGUGAGGGAGGAAUUCCCRGCCAUAGCAGCAGAGGGACAACUAGUCACGGAACUGGAUAUGCUUCCACUAAAUCUAGAGAUGAAACAGGGACAGGGCCUCAAGGUGUUGAAGACAAACCUGCUUCAACUCAAAGUCGUCCAAAUCUCCUAAGAGCCUCGAGCAUGCCCAUCACCCUUCAGCAGCGCAAAGGCUCAGAUUCCAGCAGCCCUGACUGCAGUGUGCCCACACCAGAAAAUGGCUCAACGGAGAAYGUGUUCCGUGCUUCACCAGACAUAAUCGAAAGACGGUGUCUUCCACAAGAUCGGGCAGGUCUUCACCAGCAGAUUACGGUGGCUUUGAAGAGAGUCAGAGAGCUAGAAGAACAGGUCAAAACUAUCCCAGAAUUAAAGGCUCAGAUCUGCUCUUUGAGGGAGGAACGUGAGAAAUUGUUGCUUCAGUUACAAGCUCAUUCCCAAGUGCAGGUUUCUGCAUCAUCCUCUGCAGUAGAAACAGCUGAUGACACAGGGUCAAGAAGUCAUUCCCAGGUGGCAACACAGCCCACUGGAGUUUCAGUUUCUGAGAGYGUGCUAGUAAAAACAAAAGAGAGAGAAGGUGGGACAGAGAGAACUAAAGCGUUACCAGAGGAGAGGCAGACUUCCAUAUCACAGAAACAAACUSUACCAUCAGACAAAUUAGACAAACAAAAAGAAACCCCCAAAAGGCAACUGGAACAUGCAGUGGAAAACCUAUCAAAGGAAAGUGAAGAACAGAAAUUAGUAUCACUUAAGGUAAUUAGAAAAGAAAAAGAGAUUAGCAGUAGUCAAGAUAGUAAUGUGGCAAAAGAAGGACGCUUUGAGGACCAAAACGGAAUGCAGAAGCUGCAGGAGAAGCUCGUAGUACUGGAGACAAAACUUACUCAGGCGAGCCAAGAGCUCGAGAAAACAAAUGGUCUUUUGAAAGAACAAAUGAAAGAGAACAAAGCAAAAGAGGAUAGAAUUUUACAACUAAGUGAAGGGAUGAGAGUGGAAAUUUGUACCACCCAAAUAGGGCAGCCAAGAAGAGAAAGYAUUGAUAAGGGCACAGUCACAGAAAAUAUUAAUUUCACCAAUCAAAGCAAAGAGACAGARUCACCCGCUACUGUAGAUCAGGGGACAGAUACAGAUACAAUAUGUAUUGAAGUGGUUGUACCCAAACCAAGAGCUGGAAGUAUAGAUCAAGGAACAGUGACGAGUAAAAUGGACCUACAGGACCAAGAAACAGAGAUAGAGGCAGAGAGAACAGAGGUGAUUCCACCUCGACACAGAGCCAACAGCAUGGAACGGGGCACGGUAACGGAGAGCAUUAUCACUCAGGAUCAGACGACUGAGACGCCUGUUGCUGAAAGAGUGAACCAAGUGACGGAAACAGAGGGAGAGACAGUAACAGACCAUCCACACAGACUGAGGGCCAGCAGUGUAGACCGAGAAACAGAAACUGAAAGGGUGAACACUGUGGACAGGGUCACAGAGACAGAGGUAGCACAGAGGACAGACCAGCAAACAGAAACAGAGACAGAAAGACAACAUUCCAACAAUCCAAGCAGGGAUGCGGCAACAGACAGUCAAGAGAGGGAUAAUGAAAAAAGCCAAAGAGAUGAGGUAGGUACUAUGGUCAGUGACACAACAGAAGACACAAGAACAGAGGAAGCCAUUCAAAGAGAUGAUGAAAGUAUUAUCGUGGAAGKUUCUACAGAUAAAUCACUUACAGUUGCUGAAGACAAAACUUUAGAUUCAGCUGUUGWAGAACUGACCAACGUGGUUUCCAGUCCAGUUUCUGUAACAGUGGAUAAUAAAAUUGAAGUCAGUACUACCCAAAAGGACUCAGAAGUAAAAGAAACUCAUCCCUCAAAGAGUGUGCAAAUGGUUGAACCCGAGAAGGUUGUUGUGGAGACAUCAGAAAAAAAGGACAAAGAAAAAGAAAAAAUUGCAUGUAAACCAGUCAAAAACAAUGUGAUCACUGACAGUGUCGUAGGAACAGAAGAGAGUUCAGUUGUAAAAACAGCCGCUCCUGUUAGACCGCUGAGAGGUCGGAAGCCUUCAGCAGAGCAAGCACAGCCAUCACCUCCUCAACCGCAGGCAGCACCUGUGCGCCCUCGUAGGGGAUCCAGUGAAACUCAAGCUCAGCAGACCCCGACAAAGACUCAGACUGCAACCCAGCCGGAGGCUCAGUCUUUAGUACCGAGCUCCGAAUCGCAGGAAAAACAUAAAACACCAUCUGUGCCUCGUGUUGAAGACCAUAGCCAAGUUAAGAAGUUGCCUGAGGAGUCACUUGAGAAACAGUCUCCCGCACAACCCAAGGCURAUACUCAAAGCCCUUCCCCAAGCUCCGGUGAAGUCCAAGUAAGACCCAAAUCAAUUCAAGCCCAUUCUAAGUCUCAAACUGCGUCUCGUCGGGACUCAAAAGAGCUCAAAAUAUCUCACAAGGGAUCCAGCGUAUCACACAGUCGUGAACCAGGAGAAACAAAAACUCGUCCCACUCACCAGGUGUCAAGUGAUGCUCACCCUCAACCUCAGAGUUCACGCAGAAGCUCCAGUGAGGUUCCGCCAUCUCAGAAAGAUGCCAGUGAGACACAAUCRCUUCGAAGGGGCUCCGGUGAAGCUACUCAGCGUCGAGGUUCAAGUGAAGCAAAAGCUUUGCGACGAGAAUCCAGCGAGUCUCAAUCUGCCCGCAGAGGCUCCAGCGAAUCACCGACGUCCCCUGCAGCCUUGGGACAAGUUGUAACUCGAUUAACAGGGCUUCUUGGGGAGCAGUGGGCACAGCUGGGGAGCAGCUCUGGAGCUCAACAGAUGGCCACUCAACAGGAAAGCCCCAGCGCACAGAAACAGACGACAACUAAAAAGACAGAGGCUGGAAAGGGGACCUCGGCCAAGCCCGCAGGCAAAACAGCCCCAGCAGCAACAACAACAACAAAACAAGCGGGCAAGCCUGGAGCUUCCAAAAUGAGUUCUAUUCAGAGUCAACUGGUCAGCUCCCUCAGUGUUCUGUCUGCCUUCUACUCUCCAGCACAGAAAGCAGCUGCAGCGAGCAAACAGCAAGAACAAGGUCUCAAAUCCAUUAUGAAGAAAAAUGGUGUUGCCGACAAGCAGGGAAGCAAGGGAACCAAGAAAAACCUGAAGUUUGUUGGGGUGAACGGAGGCUACGAGACGACGUCCAGCGAGGAGUCCAGUGGAGAUGAGAAGUCAAAAGUGGAUGCGGAGGAGGAAGAAAAAUUCGAACCAGACGCGGUGAUGGAAAAGGACAAGGAGUCUGAGGAGACAGCAGAGAUCCAGGGAGCAGAGGCCUUGUCUGAAGGAGGAGGAGCCGCGGGUGAAGAGAAGGAGGUUGAAAAAGGCCUGCUGGACUUAGAAAGUGGCCACGAGCUGCUGGGGGAGCAAGAUGAGGG
Austrofundulus limnaeus is the source of this 3952-nucleotide messenger RNA. RefSeq names its product KN motif and ankyrin repeat domain-containing protein 4. Gene Ontology annotation, biological process: negative regulation of actin filament polymerization. The record is from RefSeq and is a predicted model, not a curated record. Gene Ontology annotation, molecular function: protein binding. Lineage: Eukaryota; Metazoa; Chordata; Actinopteri; Cyprinodontiformes; Rivulidae. Gene Ontology annotation, cellular component: cytoplasm; cytoskeleton.